UGACGCGUCGUUGGCUUGCUCAGGCUGUGUUCCUACGUGUCAAUCCUUUUCUUCCCCCUUCUAGGCGGUGAACGGGACGCAGACACGGACCAUGGCACCGAAAGGCAACAGCAAACAGCAGUCUGAGGAGGACCUUCUCCUGCAGGACUUCAGCAGGAACCUCUCCACCAAGUCCUCAGCCCUGUUCUACGGCAAUGCGCUCAUCGUGUCUGCCAUUCCCAUUUGGCUGUUCUGGAGGAUCUGGCACAUGGACCUUGUUCAGUCUGCGGUUCUUUAUGUCGUGAUGACUCUGGUCAGCACCUAUCUGGUGGCCUUCGCCUACAAGAACGUCAAGUUCGUCCUCAAACACAAAGUUGCCCAGAAACGUGAAGAUGCCGUUUCUAAGGAAGUAACAAGGAAGCUGUCUGAGGCAGACAACCGCAGGAUGUCCCGCAAGGAAAAAGAUGAGAGGAUCCUGUGGAAGAAGAAUGAGGUUGCUGAUUACGAGGCCACCACAUUUUCGAUCUUCUACAAUAACACCCUCUUUUUGGUCCUUGUCAUCAUAGCUUCCUUUUUCCUGCUGAAGAACUUCAACCCCACUGUCAACUAUAUUCUAUCCAUCAGUGCCUCCUCUGGCCUCAUUGCUCUACUGUCUACCGGCUCCAAGUAAAGUCGGACAGGAAGAAAAAGGAAUGUGGUUGUUGGGGUCGAGGGGAUGGAUAGAGGGGCAGGGUUAAGUGAGGGUUUUUUAUAAAUGCGUCAUUAAAACGAGGCAUAUGGUUUGGGUGGGAUGUAGAUGUUUUGCAUUUCAGCCUCAUGAAAUUCAUGAUCAAAUGUCUGUUGUUUGUUUUUGUACAAAUAAUAAAAGUGGCCAGGUAUGACCCUCAUUUA
Messenger RNA from Lampris incognitus (smalleye Pacific opah), 870 nucleotides. It is a transcript of the gene ssr3, whose product is annotated as signal sequence receptor, gamma. Lineage: Eukaryota; Metazoa; Chordata; Actinopteri; Lampriformes; Lampridae. The coding region runs from base 92 to 649 and encodes 185 amino acids. The record is from RefSeq and is a predicted model, not a curated record. Gene Ontology annotation, biological process: SRP-dependent cotranslational protein targeting to membrane. The transcript is spliced from 5 exons. Gene Ontology annotation, cellular component: endoplasmic reticulum; membrane.